This is a messenger RNA of Anthostomella pinea, 1299 nucleotides long. NCBI's taxonomy places the organism in Eukaryota, Fungi, Ascomycota, Sordariomycetes, Xylariales, Xylariaceae. The record is from the annotation of a GenBank genome assembly.
AUGCGGUCCUCCAUUUCCGCCCCGGCCGCCGCCCUCCUCCUCGCGGGCGCCGCCCACGCCUGGCUGCCGCAAGACCGCGACCUCGCGGCCUUCAACCAGACGGCGCGGUUUUUGCAGCUCGGCAAGCGCUGGGAACCCUCACUCCCGAGCGGCGUGACCAAGAUCCGCGGUGUCAACUUCGGCGGCUGGCUGAUCUCCGAGCCCUGGCUCAUGGAGACCGAAUGGAGCACCAUGGGCUGCGGCAGCUCCGCCUCAGAAUUCGACUGCAUGAACGACCACUACAGCGGCUCAUCCCGCUCGGCCGGCAACGCCGCCUUCGAGACGCACUACCGGACGUGGAUCGACGCCGACACGGUGCAGGCCGCGCACGACGUAGGGCUAAACACGAUCCGGAUCCCGAUCGGGUACUGGUCGUACUCGGCCAUCGUCGAUAGCGCCAGCGAGCCGUUCGCCGACGGUGACCUGCAGCUGCCCUACCUCGACGCCGUGAUCCAGAAGGCCGCCGACUUGAGUAUGUACGUCAUCAUUGACCUGCACGGCGCGCCCGGAGGCCAGCAGCAGGACGUGUUCACGGGCCAGAACCCCAACCCGGCCGGUUUUUACAAUGACUACGACUACGGCCGCGCCGAGCAGUGGCUGUCCUGGAUGACGAACCGGAUCCACACGACGGCCUCGUACGCCGCGGCCGUCGGCGUCAUCGAGGUCCUCAACGAGCCCGUGUCGAGCCACGACGCCGGGGGCCGCUACCCAGCCCCCGGCGAGGUGCCCUCCCUAAUCGACACCUACUACCCGGGCGCCCUGAAGGCCGUCCGCGACGCCGAGGUCGCGCUCGGCGUGUCCGACGACCGCAAGCUGCACGUGGGAUUCAUGUCCUCAAAGUGGGACGCUGGCGACCCCCGGUCCAACGCCGCCGUCGCCGCCGACUCCGCCACCAUGUUCGACGACCACAACUACAUCGGCUUCGCGCUCUCCAGCACGUCCGACCAGACCGCCCUGCUGCACUCCGCCUGCAGCGACAGUCGCGUCGUCAGCGGCCAGGACUUCGCCGUCACGGGCGAGUGGAGCAUGACCUCGGGCGUCGACUGGUCCGACGCCGACUUCUUCAAGACCUUCUUCACCGCGCAGCAGCAGCUGUACGAGAAGCCCGGCUCGAACGGCUGGGUCUACUGGACCUGGAAGACGGAGCUGAACGACCCGCGCUGGACUUAUUCUUACGCGACGUACCUGGGCUACGUCCCGACGGACGCGGCUGGGUUGGAGUCGAAUGUCUAUCAGGAUGUCUGUGCUGGGUAUACGUAA